UUCCUCCUCAACUGUCACAUUGUCUCUUCAGCAUCCAUCGUCAAUACCCUGCCGGGCAUGUCCGGUGAACUCCCGUUCAAACUUGAAACCGGGUACCUGGGGGUGGGCGAUUCAGAUGAUGUGCAGCUCUUUUAUUACUUCAUUGAGUCGGAGAGAAAUCCCAAGGAAGAUCCUCUAGUGCUUUGGCUCACCGGAGGUCCACUGGUAUUUAACUACGCAGAUUCUAGUGGGAACCAACCAACUUUGUUGUUAGAUCCAUACUCAUGGACAAAGCUUGCGAAUAUAAUAUUUUUGGAUCAACCUGUUGGUACUGGAUUCUCAUAUGCAAAAAGUUCUCAAGGAUACAUGACAGGUGAUGCAUUAUCAGCAGCGCAAACUUAUGAAUUUCUAAGGAAGUGGAUUAAAGAUCACCCUCAAUUUCUGAAAAAUCCACUAUACAUUGGUGGUGAUUCAUAUUCAGGCAUGACCGUUCCCAUCAUUACUCAAGAAGUGUCCGAAGGAAAUGAGGUUGGGCGUGAACCACCAAUGAAUCUCAAAGGUUACAUAUUAGGCAACCCAUUUACAGAUCCAACAUAUGACGUGAAUUCACGAUUUAAAUUUGCUCACAAUAUGGCCCUUGUAUCUGAUGCACUCUAUGAGGUUGGUUGGCCUGGUUGCGGGGCAAUGAUGGAAGAGGUCGGUUUACUGUUGGAGAUUAUCUGGAGGCUUCGAUUUUUAUAGGAGUGGUGUGCAUUGGUCUUCUUCUUCAUAUCGAACUCCAGCUCUCUCUCUGUUUCAAUCUCUUUCUCUAAUUCUCAGACAUGGGUACUUUCAAGCCAUCUUUCCAGCUGCGCUUCAUCCUUCUUCUCAUCGCACGGGUUUAGCUCAAAGGGAUUUCUAGGUUUCGAAAAAAAAGGGAGGAAGAUCUAAGGAAAAAGAACUGGAGUAAUCAAUAUGCUGCUCAUCAAUCUGGUAAU
Messenger RNA from Prunus mume (Japanese apricot), 956 nucleotides. NCBI's taxonomy places the organism in Eukaryota, Viridiplantae, Streptophyta, Magnoliopsida, Rosales, Rosaceae. The record is from RefSeq and is a predicted model, not a curated record.